AUGGAGGCAUGCGCCACCCUGGACACAGGGAUUGCCAGGGACCACAGCUGUGACGAGCACUGGCCUGAAAUUCCCAAGAAGCAUCAGCCAGGCUUGGCCAAAGCCGAGGAAGCCCUCAAGACCGCGCCGGAGAAAAAGAAGUUCCGGCACCGGCCGGAGCCGCUCUUCAUCCCGCCUCCGCCCUCUUACACCCCCAACCUCGCCGCCUCGCACUCUGGCGCCACCCUGUACCAGAGCCAGCUGCGCUCCCCGCGCGUCCUGGGCGAUCACCUCCUCCUCGACCCCACCCACGAGCUGCCCCCCUACACGCCCCCGCCCAUGCUCAGCCCGGUGCGCCAGGGUUCGGGGCUCUUCAGCAACGUGCUUAUCUCCGGCCACGGCGCCGGCGCGCAUCCGCAGCUGCCCCUCACGCCCCUGACGCCCACGCCUCGCGUGCUGCUCUGCCGCCCCAACAGCAUCGAUGGCAGCAACGUGACAGUCACCCCAGGGCCUGGAGAGCAGACCGUUGAUGUCGAACCACGCAUCAACAUUGGCUUGAGAUUCCAAGCGGAGAUCCCAGAACUCCAGGAUGUCUCGGCCCUGGCCCAGGACAUACACAAGGCCACACUGGUAUGGAAGCCCUGGCCAGAGCUGGAAAACCAGGACUUCCAGCAAAGAGUGGAGAAUCUCCUGAAUUUGUGCUGUUCAAGUGCGUUGCCAGGUGGAGGGACCAAUUCUGAAUUUGCUUUGCACUCUCUCUUCGAGGCCAAAGGUGAUGUGAUGGCUGCUCUGGAAAUGCUGCUGCUGCGGAAGCCAGUCAGGUUAAAAUGUCACCCUUUAGCAAAUUACCACUAUGCCGGUUCGGACAGGUGGACCUCCCUAGAAAGAAAACUGUUUAAUAAAGCACUAGCCACUUACAACAAAGACUUUAUUUUUGUACAGAAGAUGGUGAAGUCCAAGACGGUGGCUCAGUGUGUGGAGUACUACUACACGUGGAAAAAAAUCAUGAGGUUAGGGAGGAAACACCGGACACGGCUCUCGGAAAUCAUCGACGAUUGUAUGACGAGUGAAGAAGAUGAAGAGGUACAGGAGGAGGAGGAAGACCCAGAAGAAGACAGGAAAUCCACAAGAGAAGAGGAGAGUGAAUUGCCCAAGUCUCCAGAGCCACCACCAGGCCCGGUCCUGGCUUCCGCAGAGGGGCCGCCCCUGCAAGCCCUGGGCCAGCCCUCAGGCUCCUUCAUCUGUGAAAUGCCCAACUGUGGAGCU
Molecule: messenger RNA, 1245 nt
Organism: Physeter macrocephalus (sperm whale)
Lineage: Eukaryota; Metazoa; Chordata; Mammalia; Artiodactyla; Physeteridae
Product: transcriptional-regulating factor 1
Exons: 10
Biological process (GO): negative regulation of DNA-templated transcription; regulation of transcription by RNA polymerase II
Cellular component (GO): transcription regulator complex; histone deacetylase complex
Molecular function (GO): transcription corepressor activity
Source: RefSeq, a predicted model, not a curated record